Molecule: messenger RNA, 2754 nt
Organism: Candidozyma pseudohaemuli
Lineage: Eukaryota; Fungi; Ascomycota; Pichiomycetes; Serinales; Metschnikowiaceae
Exons: 1
Coding region: 1-2754 (917 amino acids)
Biological process (GO): lipid metabolic process
Molecular function (GO): triacylglycerol lipase activity
Source: RefSeq, a predicted model, not a curated record
AUGGCUGAAACAGCCGUAUCCGGUCAUGCCGAAAUCAUCCAGAGCAUUUUAACACAAAACCCUCAACUCCGGCCCAAGGGCCCCGACGACGGCUUCGACUCCCGUACCUCCAUGAGAAACAAGGCUCUUCUGGCGCUUCGGCUCGUGCCUAUAGUGGGAAAAGUCGUUCCAGCAGUGGACCACAAGAAGGAGCUCAUAGAAAAGCUCAAGCACCAGCAGAAAACAGCCGUCACGUUCAAGGAGUGGUACGCGAUCCUGGCCGAGUUGGACGAGCUCUUGGGCAACAACAUGUGGAAGUUGGACCCCCAGCUGCCCUACUAUGACCACGAUACCGUGUACAAGAACCUCCAGGAGCUCAGGAACGCCCGUUUGCUGAAGGACUACAAUCUUUUGUUGUACUUGAUCAGAACGAAAUGGACCAGAAACGUCGGCAACAUGGGCGACAUCGACUUGUUCCGCCAUUCUCACGUUGGCACCAAGAAGCUUAUCGAAGAGUUCAUCGAGGAGUGCCAGCUCUCGCUAGACUUCUUGACCAGCGACCCGGACGUCAACCUCGACGACAGAUACCUCCUUGGCAUGUUGAUCCAGACGCGUAAGAACAUCGGACGAACGGCGCUUUUGCUCUCGGGCGGUUCGACGUUUGGCGUUUCCCACAUUGGCGUCUUGAUAGCGCUUUUGGAGACGAACUUGAUGCCCAGGAUCAUUCUGGGCUCGUCCUCGGGCUCUAUUUUCGCCAGUAUGUUGUGCUGCAACACCAACGACGAGUUGACCGAGUUGUUGUCGCUGAUAACCGAGCAGAAACUCAAUAUCUUUGGCUCGCUGGACCCGAAAGAGGGCACCUUCAAGCGCUUCUUGGAGCGCGUCAGCCACAUGCUCAAAUUUGGCACUAUUUUCGAUAUCAAGGGUCUUCAGGAAACAAUGCGUGAGUUUGUGGGUGAUUUGACAUUUAGAGAGGCCUACAACAGAACAGGCAAGAUCCUUAACAUCACGGUUUCGCCUGCCUCCAUGCACGAGCAAACCAGACUCUUGAACUACCUUUCGGCGCCCAACUGCUUGAUUUGGUCUGCUGUGAGUGCAUCUUGCUCCCUUCCAGGCAUCUUCCCUUCUUCCUCCAUUUACGAAAAGAACCCUAGAACUGGAGAGAUCCGUGAAUGGAACAACGAUGUCUCGCUGAAAUACGUCGACGGCUCCGUGGACGGUGAUCUUCCGAUCUUGCGUUUGUCAGAGAUGUUCAAUGUUGACCAUAUCAUUGCCGUCCAGAUCAACCCUCAUGUUUCGCCCAUUCUUCGACUUUCCGUGGGCGCUGCCUCUGGAAACGUCGAAAAUGAAUUCAGUGAAGCUAUCAGAAACGUGCUCAAUAAUUGCUACGACUUCAUUGCCUGCGAAAUUAUCCACUACCUCCAGAUCAUCCACGAAAUGGAUGUCUCGAAGAACUUGGCCAUGAAGGCUAUCUCCUUGUUAUCCCAGCAGUACUCUGGAGACAUCACCAUCUUGCCAGAACUCAACUUCUCCGAUUUCCCCAAGGUUUUUGAGAACCCUAAGCCCGAGUUUUUGGUUGACUUCCUCCUCAGAGGAGCCCGUGCAUGCUGGCCCAAAAUCAGCCGAAUCAACAACCACUGUGGAGUUGAGUUCCAUCUAGACAAGGCCAUUACCAGGCUUCGUGGUCGUGUGAUUGCAUCUUCCAACAACAGGAUCACCUACAAUAGCACAUCCAUGAACCCCAGCAAUUCGGAUAUGUUGAAGAACGGUGAAAUGAACUCCUACCUUAUCAGCUACCCGGUGUUCAACAAGGAGCCUAGAGAAGAGGAGAGGCAGUGCCCAGAACUUCCACAAAUCAGAAGACACAACACCACCACUAAUGCCAGCAUCUACACACCGAAGGAGAGAGUACCCAGACAGAAGAAACGAGACAGGUUCACCUCGAUGUUCAACGGCAAGGGCAAGGGGAUCUUGAAAGGCAAGUCAACGACUUCAUUACUGUCUAUGAACCGGAACCUCGAUCGAGGCGUUGGCAGCGAGCCUUCUGCGGGACAGGAGCUUGCGAUUCCUUCCAUCGAAGGCUAUGAUUCCUCAUUGGACGAGCACCAGAACGGUCGUACGAUUCGUAAGGCGCUCAGUUCGGGUAACUUCCAGGUAGACUCUGUUCCACAGAGCCCCAUCAAGCUCCGCAGCAGCCCCAAAGACGACAAGUCUGUUCAUUACUUUGACUCCGACAAGGCCUCGUUGUACUCCACGUCCGGCAAGAAGCUCGAACGGGUACGAAGCCAGGAGAUCAGAGAGAAAGCCAAUCUCCCUCGUUCACUGGGAACCACUGGAAGCAGCACGUACUUGGCUCUCAACAGGCUGAGAGAGAAUCUGACGUCGUACAGCCCUCAAACCAGCCAGGCAUUUAUGCAGCUUGGCUACGACAACGAGAUGAUUGAGCUGAUGAAGACGCUCAAUCUGCCUGACUUGCGGAGACUGAUGUCGAAGACCCGAAUGCUGUCGAUGCGCCAGCGUCACCACACCCGGUCGCUUCUGGGACCAGCUGGAAACCAGGCAUAUUUUGACCGCAGCAAUGGGGCCACGACGCCCACUCCGCUCAACAAAGCGCCUGUCUUUGAUAAGGAAGUGAGCGAUUCUGGCCAGUCGAAGGACGCCAGCGGACAGGUUCUGUCGGACAACGAUGCCGAUACAGAGGUUGACGAUGGUAAGAAGGAAGGCGAGGAGCGGCCCGAGGAGGACUCCGAGGGGGAGUUCUUUCCCUGCGAAUGA